CUGCACUUCACGCAACUCAUCUUCGGGCUGACCACCCUCAUCCUCUACGGCAAGGACAUCCACGCCGCGCAUGCGGAAAAUAAACAUGCCGAUUCACGAUGGGUGUAUGCUAUCGUGACGGGGAUGAUGGGGUGCGGGACGGCGCUGUUUUAUUUGGUCUUGAUGCAUUGGGUGUUGAAGAAACGGACGCCGUUGGCGGCGAGGGUCCGGUGGAAUUUACCGUUGUUUGUGUGGGAGGCGGUGUUGUGUGUGUUUUGGUUGACGCUGUUUGGGAUCUUUGGGGAGAUGUAUAUUGGGGAUUAUGAGGAUAGUAGUAAGGUGACGAGGAUGAGGCAUGCCGUGUGGGUGGAUUUGGUCAAUUUGGGGCUGUGGGUGGGGAGUGCGCUGUGGAAGGGGAUGAGGUGGUGG
Molecule: messenger RNA, 408 nt
Organism: Aspergillus ibericus CBS 121593
Lineage: Eukaryota; Fungi; Ascomycota; Eurotiomycetes; Eurotiales; Aspergillaceae
Exons: 1
Source: RefSeq, a predicted model, not a curated record